Molecule: messenger RNA, 1236 nt
Organism: Penicillium angulare
Lineage: Eukaryota; Fungi; Ascomycota; Eurotiomycetes; Eurotiales; Aspergillaceae
Product: DUF4050 domain-containing protein
Exons: 1
Coding region: 1-1236 (411 amino acids)
Source: RefSeq, a predicted model, not a curated record
AUGACCGACUCCCGCGACACUGCCAUCCGCGACGCCAAGCGAUUCGUUCGCGAAGUCGUUCGCAACGACUGGGAAUUCACAGCUGACCCAGAUGGCAAGAACUACAUUUCAUUGCCGCCUUCAACCCAUCCGAUCAAUGCCCUCUACCAGAACCGUGAAGUUUCAGAAUGGCGAUGCCGAGAAUUCGACAGCUCUGGCUCAGAGCUUGAACCACCAUCAUCAGACGACGAUUCUGAAAGCGAUUCGGUCAGGAACCCGGGCGACCCUGACCCCCGGCGCAAACGCCGUCGCCAGAUGGAUGAGGAAAUGACAUGGAACGAAGGGCUAAGGAUGUGGAUGGCGAGGCGCGAUAUAUGGUCUGGAGCUAGGACACGGCGGGAGAUUCGAGCACAUGAAAAGAAUCAGGCUUCUGUAAAUACUCAGAUAAACAAUUUGGGGCAGGCUGAUGCGAAUAGCUUGGAUUCUGGUGUUGGUGCUGGUGCUGGUGCUGAUACUGCAUCACCCCAGACUCCGUGCGCUGGGUCUUCCCCGCACUCGGAUCACCAAAGUCAAAAUGGCAUCAUUGACGCGUCGGGCUUGGCCAACAAAACUGAGGCAUCGCUGUCAAUUGCAGAGCGGGAGAAAAAUGACGACCUUCAACGUCGACAGGAUCAAGAAGAAGAAGAACAUUCUACUGCUCCAGAUGAAGAAAUCAAACGCAAGGAGUCUACCGAAUCAACUGGCAUUACGGAACCGGAUUCCCAUGCCGCGAAUGGCCCUGAUCUGAUCAAAUUUCCUACUAUUGACGACGACGACGAGAUAGAGUCGGACGAAGAAUACGACGAGCCUCUUAUUCCUGUCGCCCCUCCCUUCAUUUCAGCCGACAAUCCUGUUCGCGCAAUCAUAACCCCUUCUAUCUACCCCUCCAUCUAUACAAAAGUUGUUGUACAGGGGAUGACACCUACCGUGCCCGUUAAUUUGGCCGAUUUGACCAAGGCAAUGGUUCAGGGUUGGAAAGCAGAUGGACAAUGGCCACCCAAGCCGGCUGUCUCGAACAUCGUCCUUGCCGACGAUUGCAGCGUGCCGAAGAAAAGUUCGGACAACGCCGACGGAAACCCCCAGUCAAGGCGGAAGAAUAGUAUCACAAACGCUAUGCGUAAAGUGUUCCAUCUUGGCUCGCAUCCGUUCCACCGACGUGGUUCUAGUCAGGAUGCUGGAAAUAGCGCUACGACGGGUAAUUCUGGUUCCGUCAUUUAG